Molecule: messenger RNA, 1858 nt
Organism: Arabidopsis thaliana (thale cress)
Lineage: Eukaryota; Viridiplantae; Streptophyta; Magnoliopsida; Brassicales; Brassicaceae
Gene: AGF2
Product: AT-hook protein of GA feedback 2
Exons: 2
Coding region: 638-1570 (310 amino acids)
Biological process (GO): regulation of DNA-templated transcription
Cellular component (GO): nucleus
Molecular function (GO): minor groove of adenine-thymine-rich DNA binding
Source: RefSeq, marked reviewed
CAGGCGUCUAGAGAAGCUCGCUCAAAAACUUUUGCACGAACACCUAAAAGUUCAAUGGUCCAAAAGGACGGCUCUGGUCGAGAGAGAGAGAGAAGAGAGGACCGCUUCAGAGAACUUCAAUCACGAAAGAUCAAAUCACAACCCCCUUAUCGUACGCCUCUUUUCCUUCAGUCCUUUUUAACGUACGCAUGCUCUCAAUAUUUUCCAAAGUACAAUAUAGAAAGAGACGGUAAUAAUAAAAAGACUUCAUGACUUUCAAAGUACAAAAUCCUCCUCCCCUGCCAAAAAAAAAAAACCCUGUUGGGUCUAUCUUUCUCUCUCUGUCUUCUACUUCUUUUGAUUUUAACCUUUUUUCAGUAGCAAGCCAAAAAAAAAAAACAGACAAAGAAGUUCCUUUUAUGAUAAAGGUAUGAUGAUAGCAAACAAAUGAUACCCCCAUGUCUUGUGUGUCUGCUUCAUGCAACAUGUUGGUUUGGAUUUGGUUAAUCUAAAAGUUUAAGAUAAGGUUUUCGGAUUCUCUUCCUGUCUUGUAAUAGUUUCUUGUCGGAGAGCCAUCAACACCAACUUCAACAAAAAAAACAAGAAAAAGAAAAAGAUUCUCUUUCUCGUUUUAUUUCCAUUAGAGAAGAAAAAAAGAAUGGCGAAUCCUUGGUGGGUAGGGAAUGUUGCGAUCGGUGGAGUUGAGAGUCCAGUGACGUCAUCAGCUCCUUCUUUGCACCACAGAAACAGUAACAACAACAACCCACCGACUAUGACUCGUUCGGAUCCAAGAUUGGACCAUGACUUCACCACCAACAACAGUGGAAGCCCUAAUACCCAGACUCAGAGCCAAGAAGAACAGAACAGCAGAGACGAGCAACCAGCUGUUGAACCCGGAUCCGGAUCCGGGUCUACGGGUCGUCGUCCUAGAGGUAGACCUCCUGGUUCCAAGAACAAACCAAAGAGUCCAGUUGUUGUUACCAAAGAAAGCCCUAACUCUCUCCAGAGCCAUGUUCUUGAGAUUGCUACGGGAGCUGACGUGGCGGAAAGCUUAAACGCCUUUGCUCGUAGACGCGGCCGGGGCGUUUCGGUGCUGAGCGGUAGUGGUUUGGUUACUAAUGUUACUCUGCGUCAGCCUGCUGCAUCCGGUGGAGUUGUUAGUUUACGUGGUCAGUUUGAGAUCUUGUCUAUGUGUGGGGCUUUUCUUCCUACGUCUGGCUCUCCUGCUGCAGCCGCUGGUUUAACCAUUUACUUAGCUGGAGCUCAAGGUCAAGUUGUGGGAGGUGGAGUUGCUGGCCCGCUUAUUGCCUCUGGACCCGUUAUUGUGAUAGCUGCUACGUUUUGCAAUGCCACUUAUGAGAGGUUACCGAUUGAGGAAGAACAACAGCAAGAGCAGCCGCUUCAACUAGAAGAUGGGAAGAAGCAGAAAGAAGAGAAUGAUGAUAACGAGAGUGGGAAUAACGGAAACGAAGGAUCGAUGCAGCCGCCGAUGUAUAAUAUGCCUCCUAAUUUUAUCCCAAAUGGUCAUCAAAUGGCUCAACACGACGUGUAUUGGGGUGGUCCUCCGCCUCGUGCUCCUCCUUCGUAUUGAUUAGUUAGAUAGGCGGUGGUUGGUGCGUUCUUUUUACUGGAAUGAUUAUAUUUUCCAUUAGGAUGGUUAGGCUUUUGUUUAUUAAAGCUAUCAAGUUUCUUUUUUUUUUACGGAUAAUUCGGAUGACAAUUAGCUAGUGUUUGUUUGUUUGUUUUGUGGCGGCUUUUCUGACUUGACUAUUUUGAUCGCGGAUAGCUUUGUAUGAAAGUGAAUUGAUUGUAGAAUCGUCUUUUGAAUUUUGAUGUUGGAAAAAACCAAGCAAUGGUGUGUGGCCUUUGCAAUGGAAGC